Molecule: messenger RNA, 939 nt
Organism: Closterium sp. Yama58-4
Lineage: Eukaryota; Viridiplantae; Streptophyta; Zygnematophyceae; Desmidiales; Closteriaceae
Source: the annotation of a GenBank genome assembly
AUGUUUCGCAAUCAGUACGACACGGAUGUCACCACGUGGAGCCCCGUCGGCCGCCUGCACCAGGUGGAGUACGCAAUGGAGGCAGUGAAGCAGGGCAGUGCGGCGGUGGGGCUGCGCAGCAGCACGCACGCGGUGCUGGCCACGCUCAAGCGAGCGGCGUCCCCCCUGGCGUCGUACCAGCGCAAGAUAUUCCGCGUGGACGACCACAUGGGCAUCGCCAUUGCGGGGCUCAAUGCUGACGGCCGCGUGCUCUGCCGCUUCAUGCGCUCCGAGUGUCUGUCUCACAAGUUUGUCUUCGAGUCGCCUCUCCCGGUGGGCCGCCUUGUCUCCAUGGUAGCAGACAAAUCUCAGGUGUGCACGCAGCGCUCGUGGCGCCGCCCGUAUGGCGUGGGGCUGCUGGUGGCCGGCUUCGACCAAACCGGCCCGCACAUCUUUCAGACCUGCCCGUCGGGCAACUUCUGGGAAUUCCACGCUAUGGCAAUCGGGGCGCGUUCGCAGGCCGCCAAGACGUACCUGGAGCGCAAGUAUGAGUCGUUCGGGGCGUGUUCGCUGUACGAGUUGGUGCGACACGCGCUGCUUGCUGUGAAGGAGUCGCUACAGGAGGGGGAGCUGAGUGGAGCCAACUGCAGUGUCUCUAUUGUGGGGGAGGGGCAAGCGUUUAGCAUUCUGACGGAUGCGCAGGUGCAGGAGCAUAUAGAUAGGAUGGAGAAUGAGGAGGACAUCGGUGGUGCUCCUGGCGCGCAGGUGAGACAUCACCAGGUGGUUCAUCACCAGGUGGUUCUCCGUUCCGUCCAGCUUGCUGGAGAUCCCACAGUGGCGGAACGCGUCGAUGAUGAUAUGCUUGGUGGAGCCUUCGCGAUCCACUGCAGCACCACGGGGUGCGGAGGCCUCCGCAGGUUCCCUGCGGGUGGGACAGAGGACGUGGCAGCGAGCUGUUAG